CGUAAACAUGGGCUUCACUAACCUAGUCCCUAAAAUUUGCACGAACUCGUACUACCAUCUUGUAUUCCAUUCACCAAAGGAACAUGACGCCGAUGAUUGGGCGGGUAAUCGUCAGAUAUUUAAACGUAACGAAUUAAUAUUCAUUAACACCUUUACAUAGAUGCUUUCUUUCGAUUUGGUGUGCUUUUUGCACUUGGCAGGGUUUCUCUUUGACUUCUAUCGCUUAAUUAUAUUCCAUGUGAUUCUUUCCAAUAAUUUUAAUUUCGUCGACUGUUCCUAAUCGUGUCUGCAAUGAUCGCGCAUGGUUGAAAUUGCCGAUUUCAUAGCACUUACGACGAGCAAUAAUAUUCAUUUUGUUAAAUGUAAUUUCGUGUGAUUUGACAGACUACUUUAAUUCAUCUAAUCACCUAUUGUGAAACGCGUCUCGAUUACCGUUACCGUUAGAAAAUAACAAUGAAUAGUCCGAGCAUAUCAGAGAAAUAUAUGAAAGAAGAAACAUCGGCGUCGCGUAUAAAAGGAAGUUUGGAAGACUCCUUGUGUAUGCUGUCCGAAGAAUUGGAUGCCUUAGGUAUUGAACCAGUAACACUCAAUAUCAGCAAUGAGCCUCCUUCUCUUCAGACACUACUUGAUGUCUCCCUGAAAUUGGUUGAUGCAUCCUGGAAGCUGAUCCACAAGCACAGGUCACAGAUGAAAAGAUACGAUCAGCUCGAAGAUGUGUGUUCCAAGAUCUCAAAUGAUAAUUACAAUCUUAAGAAUCGUGUCAAGGCAUCGAAAGAAGCUCUGGAAAGGCAGGAGCGAACCUUGAGUCAAACUCUGGAGAGAGAGAGAUGUGCGAAGGAAGAAAUCCAGAAGUUAAAACGUCAGCAUAAAAGUCUAUUGGAAGAGACGAUUAAAUUGGGGAAACUGUUGCGAUCGAAGCAGAAUCAAUACGAACACCAAUUGCGAUGCAUGACGCGAAGUCGGGACAAAUAUCUAGAUCAGCUGGAGAAGUUGAUGGGUAACCGUCGACCGAAAGGCGAAAGAAUGGCACGACCAGAUCUUGACGAAGAACAGUCGAGUAGUUACGAAGAAAUUAUACUUCGAUUGGUAGAAAAUAACAGAGCCAUGCUACAAAAGAUUAAUGAACAAAGGGAAGAAUUGAUGCUUUGUUCAUCAAAAGCGGACGCAGGUGUCGAGUAG
This is a messenger RNA of Hylaeus anthracinus, 1179 nucleotides long. RefSeq lists its product as uncharacterized. The coding region runs from base 454 to 1179 and encodes 241 amino acids. NCBI's taxonomy places the organism in Eukaryota, Metazoa, Arthropoda, Insecta, Hymenoptera, Colletidae. The transcript has 4 exons. The record is from RefSeq and is a predicted model, not a curated record.